UCUGGGUGUUAUGAAUAUUUGUGGUGAGGUUUCUUAUAAUGAUCCUGAUAAGAAUUUCGAAAUUCUUGAUGAUGUCAGUGUUGGAAAUAAUUCUAAAAGUUUUAAACAAUCAACUACACCUUUGCUAUCAUCUGCGCAUAGAUGGGGUGCUGUUCUUCCAUUCGAUUGUAUAGAUCAACAUAAUAAUGAUUCAGCAAAAUCACUUCAAUUUAUAGCAAAGUGGGUAAAUGAUAUAUCUGAAUCUAAUCAUGAAGAAAUUAAUGAUGAAGAAUCAGAUGACAAUAUAACUAGAGACAACAAAAAUAAUAUAUCUAAAAAACAAAGU
Messenger RNA from Racocetra persica, 325 nucleotides. NCBI's taxonomy places the organism in Eukaryota, Fungi, Glomeromycota, Glomeromycetes, Diversisporales, Gigasporaceae. The record is from the annotation of a GenBank genome assembly.